Molecule: messenger RNA, 1370 nt
Organism: Rosa rugosa (rugosa rose)
Lineage: Eukaryota; Viridiplantae; Streptophyta; Magnoliopsida; Rosales; Rosaceae
Product: protein SLOW GREEN 1, chloroplastic-like
Exons: 1
Coding region: 107-1135 (342 amino acids)
Cellular component (GO): chloroplast thylakoid membrane
Molecular function (GO): protein binding
Source: RefSeq, a predicted model, not a curated record
CUCAGGGUUUUGAACUUUCCCUUGUUUUCCCUUCCACCUCCUUCCCAUUCCAUUUCAUCAGGGUUUUAGACCUCUUCACACUCUAAACCUCUUUCAACUUCCAUCCAUGGAGUCCCUCGCUAAACUUAACCACCGUCACCAGCCCCUCCACCUCUCAAUCAAUCCCAACCGUCCAUCUUUCCCUAACCCCAUUUCUUCCUUCCGGCCGCCGCGCUCCUCCUCACCUUCCAACUUCUCCUCCCUCAAAAUCCGAGCCUCCUCCUCGGCGGACCCACCUCAUCAUACCCCCCAAAACCCUAAACCCUCGUUCCUCCAAACCCUAUCCCCUCUCGCCUGCGCCGCCAUAGCCGCCGCCGCAUUCUUCACCAUGCGGUUCCACCCCACCAAGCCCGCCGUCGCCGCCCCAAUCGCGCCGGCCACGGUGGAGCCCAGGGAAGAAACCGCCGGGAAAUUGCCGUAUGAGGACGCGGAGAGACAAAUUGAGGAGCGAUUGAGCCGUGACCCGAACGAUGUCGAAGCGCUUCGGUCUCUGAUGGAGGUGAAAAUCAAAGCCCACAAGCUAACCGAAGCGGUUCAGGUGCUGGACCGGUUGAUCGAGAUCGAACCGGAAGACUAUGAGUGGCAAUUGCUCAAGGCCAAUGUUCAUACUUAUUUGGGUGAGAAUGACCUAGCUGCUAGUGAAUUCGAGGACAUUUUGGCCAAGGACCCUCUUCGGGUUGAGGCCUAUCAUGGGCUGGUGAUGUCUGCGUCGCAGUCCGAAGAGAAAUUGAAGCUCGUGUUGAAGAGGGUUGAGAAGGCAAUGGAGGGGUGCAAGAAGCAGGGGAACACUUCGGAUGUGAGGGACUUUAAGCUGUUGAUUGCUCAAAUUCGAGUGAUGGAGGCCGAAUACAAGGAUGCAUUGGAGCUGUAUCAAGAGCUUGUGAGGGAGGAGCCGAGGGAUUUCAGGCCGUAUCUGUGUCAGGGAAUUAUAUACACUCUGUUGAGGAAGAAGAAUGAGGCUGAGAAACAAUUCGCAACAUUCAGGAAGCUUGUUCCCAAGAAUCAUCCUUACAAGGAGUACUUCGAUGAUAACAUGUUUGCGACCAAGCUUUUUGGGGCAAAGGUGGACAGGGAGACAGCGGGGUCGAACAUGUGAGGUGAGGGAAAUGUGACUCUUGAUUUAAGGUUAUUGUGGAUGCCUCAGCUUUCGAGUUAACACUUGGGCUUGUAGUGUUUUCAUUGGGACUGUAGGUAACUUAGUAGUAGUGCUAUAAGUAUUCAGAAUGUAGAGGUAUCUUGCACAUCAAUCAGUGAAAUUUUAGUGCUUUGUUGAACCAGUUUUGUUUCAAUUUUUGAAGUUAUAGAUAGAAAGAUUUAUUUUAUGAUGUUCA